AUGUUCGCGCCAAUGCCCCCGCCUCCCGCUGCCGCUGCCGCGGCCUCGAGCGGCUGCGCGGGGGUGGACGCAGACGGCCGACGGAUUCGCCAGAAGACAGGCGAGCCUCCUGCCGUGGACCUGGACGACGAGGAGCUGACGGACGCCGAGGCUGGGCAAGCUGCGGCUGGCGGAGUCGGCCUGGCCGCCCCUGCGGGAGGAGACGGUCGCGCCAAGCUGCCGCCGCCCCCGCAAGACCCGUCGCAGAUGGCGCUCGCUCAGUACAUCAUCAGCGCAGUGACCACCAGCAUGAGUGUGAAGGUGGACGCCGUCGAAGCCCAGGUCUCGGCAUUGCAGACCACGGGGAGUGCCAGCUCGGCCUCCAUCUCGUCCAUCCAGGCGGAGCAGCGGGCCCAGCGUGCGCGACUCGACGCACUGGAGGCGGCCUCGCGAGCUCCGUCGUCGAAUGCCAGCACGGCUGCAGGACGCGGAGGUCCUCUGCGGCCAGGGCUGGGAUCAGGACAGGCGUGCCAGGCCGACCCGUGGAGCGACUAUCUGCGCAGGGGCCCCAACGAGCAACGCCAGUUCGUGGCUCCCCAGGCUCCGCGCGGAGGGAAGAAUACGAAGCAUGUGGUGUUCGUGGCGGGCUUCCCUGGCACUUGGGAUAAGGAUGAGGUCGAGGCCCGCCUUCGAUCGAAGCUGAGUGAGAGGGCGACGCUUGAGUCGCAAGACAUCACGGAGAUUUGCGGCGUCGGUUGCUUCUGUGAUCAGGCGAAGGUGGUCUUCGGCAGCAAUCGGCAGAUGUGGAACUUCAUGAAGGCCUGGAAGGGGAGAAAGAUUCCGUGCCAGGGGGCCAAGAAUGACCAGCUGUGGCACAAGGUAGACCGGGAGCCCCAUGAGGUGGAGCUCUCGCGGCGCGUCUCCUACGCUGUGAGGCUGCUCAGAGAGUGCGGGGAGGCCAAGAACCUCUGCAACGCGGACUCGAAGAUGAAGACCUUCGACGGCGACUGGGGCCGUGGCCAGGUGGUCUUCCGCCGCAGCGGGGGCGAGAGGCCGAUCAGGAUCUUGCAGCGCUCGCGCACCGCGGACUUGAUGGAGAUCUGCACCGAGCCGCUGGCCAAGGCUCUGUUGGACCAGGAGCUAGCAGAGUUCAAGCUCCCCGAGCGGCUCGGGGAGAUCAACGACCCUCCCAGGGAGCGUCUGAUUACAAUGCCUAUUGAUUGCCACGCCAUAGUCAGCUUUGACGCCCAGGAUGGCCUGGGGUUUGGAGACGGAGAGACGUUUGGCCAACACUCGGCCACCAAGAUGACCUGGCGGGGCGAAAUGCUAUUCGACUUGAUGACUGAAUUUGACUUAGUUGCCACCAACACCUUCUCCCGAGGACAGUGGGGGCAAGCUGCGUGCUACUGCGGCAACCGUAAGGAGCCAGGCCAGAUCGACUUCAUGUUGUGCCGCCGCGACUGGCUCACCUCAGCGACGUGCCGGGCUCGCUUCACGGAUGCAGAGCAGAGCGACCAUCUCCCCCUGCUGCUGCGCUGCCAUGCGUCCAAGGCUAUCCCGACGAUCUCCGGGCCCGAGCAGGCCCUCGAGGACGCAGGUCUGGAACGGCCGCCGCGCAAGCCCGUCGCUUGGCAGCUGGAGGACGCCCACUUAUUCAACGAGACGGUCUGUUCGACGCUGCAGGUGCCGUGCUUCCCGACCGCGACGGGCGGCUUCACCGAGGGCGACCUCGCGAACGCGCUGGGCAUCUCCACGGACGGCUCGGCGCGGGGGCGAUGGUGUGGGCAGCGCCGGGCUUCUAGCGCAGGCUGGGGCUUCGCCGUCUACCGCGCCGCCACGCCGCGCGACCAGGAUGAGCCGAUGGUCGAGGCGUGCGGCCCCGUGGACGGCGGGCUCAUCCAGGUGAUCACCGACUCGACGUGCGUCCAGGGGUUCCUCACUGAAGUUUGUCAACCACGCGAGAAUGCACGCUUGGCGAUUCUGGCCGUGCACUUGUGGAAGCGGGCUUCCCUGCUUUUUGACAUGCGCAUCCGCUGGGUCAAGGGCCACAGCGGCAACCUAGGCAACGAGAAGGCGGACUUCUGGGCGAAACGGGGUGCGGACAGGCGGUUCAACACUGCUCAUUGGAGACGGUCAUACCCUGCCCACGACUGGGGAGCGGAAGAGUAUCGCCAACGAGUUAGUGAACACAAGCUCGCCGAGACUAGAGCCCGCAAACGACGUUGCUCCGAGAUAGCCAGGGAGGGUGGCGCCGACACCUCCGCGCAGCUCUUCAACCCGCAGCCGCGGCUGGCCGCGUGCUCCAGACAGGGCGCCCCGUCCAUCUCCGCGCUGUCGACGGCGGUCUCCGCUGGAGGCGGACAUGCGCGCGCGCGGCACCUGCUGGGGCCCGCGGUGGCCAAGGCCGAGCGCGCCCUGAGGGGCCGCUGCAACGCGGUCCACCUGGAGCGCUUGUGCGCGGGGGGUCGGGCCGACAGACCCUACCGCUCGGGCAAGCCCGUCUGCGAGCUGAAGACGGACGACGGCCAAGGCGCCAGCGCCGUGCAGGCCCGCUGCGAGCUGACCCGCGCCUUCUGCGCCAACCUGUUUGCCGACCCGACCAGCGACCAGGCUCUGCCCGCCUGGGUGCGCCGCCAGUGGACCGCCGAGCACCAGCAGGCGGAGGUUCCUCUCUCCCAUCCUCUCCUCAAAGCAGUCAUCGGGCAAUUGAAGAGUAGCAAAUCGUGCGCCGAGUCUGACAUGAUCGUGGCUGAGAUGAUCCAGGGGCUCCAGGGCGAUGCUCUCGAACAGAUCCUUGCGGCGUUUUGCCUGGGACUUUGCAAUCGCGUGGGCGAGUAUGUCGACCAGGCCUGGACGGAGCACGUCGUUCAGCUGAUCCUUAAGAAACCAGAGGCCCAGAAGGUGGCCGAGUUCAGACCCAUCGCCCUGGUUUCGGUGCUGCUGAAAAUCCUGUCGAUGAUGGCCCUGGAGGUCCAGCGCCCUUUCCUGGAUACCGAUCGUUCUGAGUGCCAGUUCGCGUUCCGUCGUAUCUACCAG
Messenger RNA from Prorocentrum cordatum, 3015 nucleotides. Lineage: Eukaryota; Dinophyceae; Prorocentrales; Prorocentraceae. The record is from the annotation of a GenBank genome assembly.